AUGGCUGGCAAGCGUCAAGCAACAAAUCACACCAUGGGGAAAAUUCAACAUCAGAUGCAUUUCAACUUUUGCACGGACCGUGCCCUUUUCCUCGAGUGCCAAAUGGCAGAUGACUCGGCAUUAAUUCUUGCGCGACAUGACCAGGGUUUGAUUGACGCCCGUCAGAUGACUCGUUUUCUAGGACAACCAGGUUACUCGAUCAAGAUGUUUUUGGGCUCUGUGGCUGAUAUGUCUAUUGGAGAACUGGCACCGCUUACAGAAGAAGACGGCCAAGAGAUUAAUAAUUGGAAUUCAGACGAGCUUGAAUCAAGUGACGCCUGCAUCCACGACGUGAUAGCUGGGAGGGCUGCUGACAGGCCCGGUUCAACGGUCGUCUUUGCCUGGGAUGGCGAGUGGACUUAUGCGGAGCUCAACAGCCUCUUCUCUCGCCUAGCAGCGCAUAUCCAAUCUCUUGAUCUAGGCCGAGAACAGGCCGUACCAGUAUGCUUCGAGAAAUCGAAAUGGGUUGUCGUGGGAAUACUCGCUGUGCUCAAAGCUGGUCUGGCCUUUACACUCAUUGAGCCGUCAUACCCCCCCGCUAGAAUUGCGCAAAUCUGCCAACAAACGUGGGCCAAAAUUGCUCUGGUUUCCAAAGUCCAGUACAAUACUCUCCACAAUGUCGUACCUCAGUGCAUCAUAGUCGACGAGGAGCUUUCUCAGUCCUUGACAGGCCAUGAAGUUCGCUUUAUAUCUGGCAAUCGCAAAGCCCCAAAAUUUAGCUUAUAUCAUUCUCACUUCUGGCAGCACAGGAGAGCCAAAAGGCUGUAUGAUUGA
Molecule: messenger RNA, 813 nt
Organism: Metarhizium acridum CQMa 102
Lineage: Eukaryota; Fungi; Ascomycota; Sordariomycetes; Hypocreales; Clavicipitaceae
Biological process (GO): secondary metabolite biosynthetic process; amino acid activation for nonribosomal peptide biosynthetic process
Cellular component (GO): cytoplasm
Molecular function (GO): phosphopantetheine binding
Source: RefSeq, a predicted model, not a curated record